Pygocentrus nattereri (red-bellied piranha) is the source of this 1807-nucleotide messenger RNA. It is a transcript of the gene drc10, whose product is annotated as IQ motif containing D. Lineage: Eukaryota; Metazoa; Chordata; Actinopteri; Characiformes; Serrasalmidae. Bases 484 to 1707 code for a protein of 407 amino acids. Gene Ontology annotation, molecular function: protein binding. The record is from RefSeq and is a predicted model, not a curated record. The transcript has 5 exons.
GGUCUGAAACUAAAUUUAAUCAACGUGUUUUAGUCGGUGCAUGGAGGAGGGAUACAUGACAGGGGCUCUGAGGCAAAAUAGUCCUCAAGUUGCCGUAUUUGCAUUGUAGACAGUGGGACUCCUGGUUCCUAUCACCCCCACUGUAAACAUCAAACCAAUCGGACUUGGUUUACAUCUCAGCCACUGAAUUAGACAGAAAUAUUGAAAACUCGGCGGAAUUCCUCUUUCAUGUUUACUUUUUUCCCAGAUAAAAUGAACAAACGUAAAAAAAUAAACAUGGCUUAAAGUGUUAGGUCUGCUAACUGUUCAUCUCACGCGCCACAACAUAAACGUAUUUGUCAUCUCAAAUGACAAAAUGCUGAAUUUUAUGACAGCUAGAGCCUUUUUUGCUCUAACUUCAUGGAUCCGUAUGUGGUUCCACACUCCAGUGCCCUCAUAACGUACAAAUUCCUUCCACGGCAGUUACUGUAACCAUUCGCACCCAUGGCAUCGCAGUCACCUGAAGCGCCCCCUGGUGACGAACUCCCACCUGUGGCCCUCACGCCCGUCUCCCCAAACAAGCUCUCACUGAAGAUCAUUGACCCAUCCAGGAAGAAGCUGGUGUCUCCAGAACCGCAGCGGAUCGUAGGUGUUCUGGACGAGUGCAUCCGUAAGAUGGAGCUGGUGGCCCUGCUGCCCUCUGAGCUGACCCAUCCUGAGAGCCUCUCUGUGAGCCUGGGAGGAAAAGCUGUCGGGUUCCUCACCGAGCACUUGCGUGUGGUGAAGGAACGCAGGGCCCUGACUGGGGACACGGAGGAGGAAGAACGGGAUGCAGCCACCAAAGGAGCGCGGAAUUCACUGCUGAACCUUUUGCGGCUGCUGAGGGGUUGUCCUACCGCGGGGGCGGGGCUUAAAGGGGCGGGGCCAAUUACAGAAGACCGGAGAGGGGUGCAGGAGCUGGUGGCCGGGUUACAGGAGCUCAGAGCGGUCGUCUUGGAGAGGCUCCUGACCACAGCUUCAGAGGAGAGGGAACGCAGCCGGCACAUUCAGGAAGUCAGCAUGCGUCACCGUAGCAACCUAGAGGUGGUCGCUACACUUGAAAAGGAAGUUGCGGCAGCAAUAAAAGACAAGGAUGAGGAGAUCAGCAAGCAGAACGAGGCGAUUCGGCGGCUGAAGGGUUCCCUGCACCAGAAGGAAAAGUCUUCAGAGGACUUUGUGGCUCGGACGCAGAAGGAGGCUCAGAGGCAGGACGAGUCGGAUCAGAAAACCUCGGAGGGGAAACAGACGCGCCUCCAGCAGGAGGCCAAUCAACUGCGAGUGCAACUAAACAACCUGAUCACUGAGCACAAAGAAGCUGAGCUGGCACUGCGCAAGAAAAAAUACAAACUGGAGACAGAGAUAGAAAACUGGAUUCAGAAAUACGACACAGAUAUGGGAGAAAAACAGACGGAGCUGGAGGAGAUGACCGUGAUCUAUGAGGAGGAGAAGGCUGAGCUGAGGGAGCUGCAGGAGCACUAUGCUGUUCUAGAGCUGGAAUACUCGCAGAUCAUGGAGGAACGCAGGAUAGCGCAGGAGAAGAAAGAGGAGGAGGAGAGGGAGAGAGAAGUGAAGAGUCACGCAGUCGUCAUCAUCCAGGCCUUCUGGAGAGGACACUGUGUCCGCAAGGUCAUGAAGGCCAAGGUCAAGAGCAAGAAGGCAAAGAAGGGGAAAGGGAAGAAGGGCAAAUGAGUCAGAGUGUAUAAACACUGUGCACACUUACAGAGUUCUGACCUACUCGUAAAUAAAAGUUUUUAUUUCGUCAGCCUACAGGCCACAGCUAACAUCUGCA